Molecule: messenger RNA, 3616 nt
Organism: Carlito syrichta (Philippine tarsier)
Lineage: Eukaryota; Metazoa; Chordata; Mammalia; Primates; Tarsiidae
Gene: DHX34
Product: DExH-box helicase 34
Exons: 16
Coding region: 218-3469 (1083 amino acids)
Biological process (GO): nuclear-transcribed mRNA catabolic process, nonsense-mediated decay
Cellular component (GO): intracellular anatomical structure
Molecular function (GO): RNA binding; ATP binding
Source: RefSeq, a predicted model, not a curated record
GUGCCCUGUGUGUCACCGGCUCAGCCGGGUUCCUGGCUACUUGCUCUUUCACCUGUGGUGGUCCUGUAACAUGAAUGAGGAGGAUAAUUAGCUCUUUGGAGAGCAAGUGGCUUCUUAUUGCAGGCACUGGAAUCUUACUGCUGGGGGAUGGCUGCUAUUAUUUGGUGCAGGUGAUCGGAACAGAAGCUACUUGUGUGACAGUGUUGUGAUUAGCAACAUGCCUCCUCCCAGAACAAGGGAGGGCAGGGAUCACCGAGACUACCGCCGCGCUCCCACUGGGGAAGAGGCCUGGGAGAAGUGGGACUGGAAUUGUCCAGAGACACGUCGCCUCUUGGAAGAUUCCUUCUUCCGUGAUGAGGAUUACAUUCGUCAGGGUUCUGAGGACUGCCAGAAAUUUUGGGCCUUUUUUGAACGCCUGCAGCGAUUCCAGAGUGCCAAGACCUCCAGGAAGGAGGAGAAAGAUGCUGGUUGUCCUAAGCAUGGUACCUCAGCACUGGCCGACCUGCCUCACACUUAUGACCCACGCUACCGCAUCAACCUCUCCAUCAUUGGCCCUGAUGCGCGGGGCUCUCGGGGGCCGGGCAGGCGCCUGCCCCCUGAGAGAGUGUCUGAGUUCCGCCAAGCCUUGUUGCACUACCUGGACUUCGGCCAGAAGCAGGCAUUCGGGCGGCUGGCCAAACUGCAGCGGGAGCGGGCCGCACUGCCCAUCGCCCAGUAUGGGAACCGCAUCCUGCAGACGCUGAAGGAGCACCAGGUGGUCGUGGUGGCUGGUGACACGGGCUGUGGCAAGUCCACUCAGGUGCCCCAGUACCUGCUGGCUGCUGGCUUCAGUCACGUGGCAUGCACCCAGCCCCGGCGGAUCGCCUGCAUCUCGCUGGCCAAGCGCGUUGGCUUUGAGAGCCUCAGUCAGUAUGGCUCCCAGGUCGGCUACCAGAUCCGCUUUGAGAGCACGCGCUCGGCGGCCACCAAGAUCGUGUUCCUGACAGUGGGGCUGCUCCUGCGGCAGAUCCAGCGGGAGCCCAGCCUGCCCCAGUACCAGGUCCUGAUCGUGGACGAGGUCCAUGAGCGGCACCUCCACAACGACUUCCUCCUGGGCAUCCUCCGGCGCCUGCUGCCCAGGAGGCCCGACCUCAAGGUCAUCCUCAUGUCGGCCACCAUCAACAUCUCGCUCUUCUCCAGCUACUUUGGCAGCGCCCCUGUGGUACAAGUGCCCGGGAGGCUGUUCCCCAUCACGGUGGUUUACCAGCCACAGGAGGCAGAGCCGACCACAUCUAAGUCAGAGAAGCUGGACCCACGGCCUUUCCUGAGGGUGCUGGAGUCCAUCGAUGCCAAGUACCCGCCCGAGGAGCGGGGUGACCUCCUUGUCUUCCUCAGUGGCAUGGCGGAGAUUAGCGCUGUGCUCGAGGCUGCCCAGACCUACGCCAGCCACACACAGCGCUGGGUGGUGUUGCCGCUGCAUAGCGCCCUCUCUGUGGCCGACCAGGACAAGGUGUUCGAUGUUGCACCACCCGGAGUCCGGAAAUGCAUCCUCUCCACCAACAUCGCCGAGACCUCGGUCACCAUCGACGGCAUCCGCUUUGUGGUGGAUUCUGGGAAGGUGAAGGAGAUGAGCUAUGACCCACAGGCCAAGCUCCAGCGGCUGCAGGAGUUCUGGAUCAGCCAGGCCAGUGCUGAGCAGCGCAAGGGCCGGGCGGGCCGAACGGGGCCCGGAGUCUGCUUCCGUCUCUACGCAGAGUCGGACUACGAUGCCUUCGCCCCCUACCCUGUCCCAGAAAUCCGGAGGGUGGCCUUGGAUGCGUUGGUGCUGCAGAUGAAGAGCAUGAGCGUGGGGGAUCCCCGAACCUUCCCCUUCAUUGAGCCUCCCCCACCAGCCAGCCUGGAAACUGCCAUUCUCUAUCUCCGGGACCAGGGAGCCCUGGACAGCUCAGAGGCCCUCACUCCCAUCGGGUCCCUGCUGGCCCAGCUGCCUGUGGACGUCGUGAUUGGGAAGAUGCUGAUCCUGGGCUCCAUGUUCCGCCUGGCGGAGCCCGUGCUCACCAUCGCGGCUGCCCUCAGUGUCCAGUCACCCUUCACCCGCAGUGCACAGAGCAGCCCGGACUGUGCCACAGCGCGGCGGCCCCUGGAGAGCGACCAGGGUGAUCCCUUCACGCUCUUCAACGUCUUCAACGCCUGGGUGCAGGUGAAGUCCGAACGGAGCAGAGACUCGCGCAAGUGGUGCCGUCGCCGGGGCAUAGAGGAGCACCGGCUGUACGAAAUGGCCAACCUGCGGCGCCAAUUCAAGGAGCUGCUGGAGGACCACGGGCUGCUGGCUGAGGCCCGGGCUGCAGGGCCAGGGGACAGCCACAGCCGGCUGCAGCAGCGCCGUGAGCGCCGGGCACUGUACCAGCUGAAGCGCCAGCACGAGCAGGGUGGCGGACGCGGGCGCAAGGUGCUGCGGCUGCGGGAAGAGCAGGAUGGCUGCUCCAGCGAUGAGGACCGCGCAGGGGCCCUGAGGGCCGGUGACAGUGUGGACAUCCAGGACGUGAAGUUCAAGCUCCGGCACAACCUGGAGCAGCUACAGGCAGCCGCCAGUGCAGCCCAGGACCUGAGCCGCGAGCAGAUGGCCCUGCUCAAGCUGGUGCUGGGCCGGGGCCUCUACCCCCAGCUGGCCAUCCCGGAUGCGUUCAACAGUGGCCGCAAGGACUCGGACCAGAUCUUCCACACCCGGGCCAAGCAGGGAGCCGUGCUGCACCCCACCUGCGUCUUCGCCGGCAGCCCUGAGGUGCUGCAUGCCCGGGAGCAGGAGGUGGAGGGCUGCGACGGGAACCGAGGUGACAAGGACAGGAUGAGCAGCAGACAUCAGCUCCUUGCCUUUGUGUCCCUAUUGGAGACCAACAAACCGUACCUGGUGAACUGCGUCCGUGUCCCCGCCCUCCAGGCCCAGCGGCCAGAGGAGGAGGAAGACGAGGAGGCUGCACCGGUCAGCCCCAGGGAGGUGGCGGCCCUGAGCAGGGAGCUGCUGCAGCUCAUGGCAUCCAAGGUUCCCUACAGCCUGCGGCGGCUUACGGGGCUGGAAGCCCAGAACCUCUAUGUGGGACCCCAGACCGUCACAGCUGCCCCCAGUCUCCCUGGCCUCUUUGGCAGCGCCACCCUGACUCCCCACCCCACCAAGGGGGGCUACGCGGUCACCGACUUCCUCACCUACAACUGCCUCACGAGCGAUGCGGACCUGUACAGCGACUGCCUGCGCACCUUCUGGACCUGCCCCCGCUGCGGCCUCCACGCGCCCCUCACACCUGUGGAGCGCAUCAGCCACGAGAACACCUGCGCCCCAGACCCGCAGGACGCACCCCCAGGGGCUGAGGAAGCCACUCCCGAGCCCCUCCAGAAGGCGUCUGCCCUGCAGAGGCCUUACCAUUGCGAGGCCUGCCAGAAGGACUUUCUGUUCACGCCCACGGAGGUGCUGCGGCACCGGAAGCUGCACGUGUGAGCUGGGCUGGGAGCCCUGCCCACCUCCCACCAGGGCCAGGGAGCCUGCCCGCAAGCCACCUGUGCCUCUCUGGGACCAGGGCCAGGACUCAACUGGAAGCUGCGGCCUGGGAGGAGUGUGGCUGGGUGAAUAAAACCUUGCACCCGA